UGCAGAUAACUGCUUUCCUGACCUAACCCUCCUACCAGAAGUCACAGCUUCCUAGCAUCUGGAGAUCAGGGAUAUCCAGAAGUAAUGCACUAAAAUGUCCCAGAAAGCUCCCUUCCCCACCUCGUUUACUAUCCAGGAUAUACUAAAGAGGAGUUGUUCUGACUGUAAAGGUCCUACUGGAGGUAUGACAGAGGAGUCCAAGGAAUCAGAGCUUGGAAGCCACCCAGAGAAGCCAGGGAAACCUAUAUUACCAGGAACAGCUCUCCAGAAAACAUCCCUGCCACACAGAGAGGUGGAUACAGAGAUUAGCUGCCCUACACAGGACACAGACGACCUUCCCCUGGACCACUCACCACAUGAACUGACACUUUUACAGAGCCCACCGAAUGGCUCACCGGGUACUGAUUCUGGAGCUGAGGACUUAUCCUGGGACCAGAGCCAUGAAGAAUCAGACAAAGUGAACAUCGGAGACCACCUUCUUAGAGACAAGAAUGAAGACAUCCAGAAGGCUAAUAAGAAGAGGUCCAGGGCAGCUUUCUCCCAUGCACAGGUCUAUGAGCUAGAGAGGAGGUUUAGUCUCCAGAGAUAUCUCUCAGGACCAGAAAGAGCUGACUUGGCAGCUGCACUCAAACUCACUGAGACCCAGGUCAAGAUCUGGUUCCAAAACAGGCGCUACAAGACCAAAAGGAAGCUGAUUGCAUCAAAACAAACCACCAAUGAUCCUCACACCCCAGCCAAGAAAGUGGCCGUCAGGGUAUUGGUGAGGGAUGAUCAGAGACAAUACUGUCCAGAGGAUGUGUUCACUCCAUCUCUACUCUCUCUGUACCAGGCAUACCAAUAUUACCCAUACAUGUACUGUCUGCCCACCUGGUCCCCGCAUCUCUCACUAUGAGGGGCAUGAAAUCCUUUGGACACUUCAGUGUGAGCAGUCUGACCCUGUACAUUGACUGGAAACCCCCAUACAGAGCUACAGACACAGAAGUAUGGAAGGAUGUAUUUAUUUAUAUACAAUUACCCUAUCCAUGAUUAACCCAUUUGCUGCCAGGACAAACACAGGCCCUAAAGCCGAAGAGGGCAACAAGACAACCAUCACAUCUGUACUACAGCUAAACCUAUUCCUAAUAGAAACAGAUCGAAAAUAAAGUCAACCAGA
Molecule: messenger RNA, 1153 nt
Organism: Spea bombifrons (plains spadefoot toad)
Lineage: Eukaryota; Metazoa; Chordata; Amphibia; Anura; Pelobatidae
Product: homeobox protein zampogna-like
Exons: 2
Coding region: 95-892 (265 amino acids)
Biological process (GO): cell differentiation; regulation of transcription by RNA polymerase II
Cellular component (GO): nucleus
Molecular function (GO): RNA polymerase II cis-regulatory region sequence-specific DNA binding; DNA-binding transcription factor activity, RNA polymerase II-specific
Source: RefSeq, a predicted model, not a curated record